Molecule: messenger RNA, 2391 nt
Organism: Arachis ipaensis
Lineage: Eukaryota; Viridiplantae; Streptophyta; Magnoliopsida; Fabales; Fabaceae
Source: RefSeq, a predicted model, not a curated record
AUGGAUGAUAGAGUUAUAUUAAAAAUUUAUUGUUAUGGACAGAUUUUGUUAGAAACAUAUGAGGGAGUUCAAUUUGUAUGUCAAAAUCCAGUAGAUGUUGUUAUUCCGUUCACAUUGUCAUUGGAUGAAUUGAAAGGUGUGAUUUGUGAGAAGAUACAUUCAGAAAGAUCAGGAAGAAUAUCGUGUAUUUUGUACAGGUAUCCUUUACCUGUGUUUGGUGAAUUCGUCCAUUUUCAGACGAAAUACGUGACAGAUGAAGCGAGUAUGCAGGAAAUAUUUUCAAUGUAUAUUGAGAAUCGCCGGCGAAUAUCGUGCAUUGAGUUGUAUAUUGAGUUCGAGCAAUUUGAAGUGGACCGAAAUAUUGAAGUCAAAGAUUAUGAUAGUGGUAGCGAUGAGGAUUUUGAAAGUAACUAUGAGAUCGUUGGUCCAGGUGAAAACGAAGAUGGAGCUGACGGCCCCAUGAACCCAGAUGUGGCGGAGGUUGCUAAUGCACUAGCAAACUCGCUUUCGUUUCAGGAGCCUUCUUUCAUGCGGUCGUUGGAUUUGGAAGUGAUGAAUGCAGCUGAGUUUUCGCAAUAUAUGAAUGCAGAGCUUCCUGUUGUGGCGGAUGGUGAAUUUACGGUGGGGAUGGAAUUUAGCUCAAGGGAGGAAGUAAUCAAGGCAAUGAAAGACUAUACCAUCCAUAGAGGGGUAGACUAUCGGGUUUAUGAGUCGGAACCGAUGACAUUCUAUGCUAAAUGUACACAUUAUGGCAAAGGUUGUGAUUGGCUGAUCAGGGUUACGAAAAUGCAGAAGAAGUACUGCUGGGAGAUAAGGAGGUACAAUGGUAGUCACACUUGUACCCGGUCGACAAUUUCUCAAGACCAUUCGAAACUGGACUCCAAGACAGUUGCAGAAGCAAUUAAGCCGUUGGUAGAGGUUGACCCAUCUUUGAAGGUGAAAUCAGUCAUUGUGGAAGUCCAGUCGAAGUUUAACUACACCAUCAGCUAUAGGAAAGCUUGGUUAGCAAAGCAGAAGGCGGUUGAGUCAAUUUUCAGAGGUUGGGAGGCAUCGUAUCAAGCUUUACCCAUAUGGUUUGAGGCCAUGUGUCACAAGGAGCCGUCAGCAGUGGUUCACUUUGAAACAAUGGAUGCGUACCAGGGGGAUGACUUGGUUCCUGAUAUCCGUGUACUACAUAGAGUCUUCUGGAGUUAUUACCCUUGUAUUAGGGCCUUCAGACAUUGCAAGCCAGUAGUGCAGGUGGACGGGACUCAUUUGUAUGGUAAAUACAAGGGUUGUUUGUUGGUUGCAGUCUCACAAGAUGGUAAUAACAACAUCGUGCCUAUUGCAUUUGCCAUAGUGGAGGGGGAGACCUCUGAUGCAUGGUACUUUUUUCUAAGUAACAUUCGUCAACAUGUGGUCACACGUGAUGGUGUCGGACUUAUCUCUGAUCGACACGAUUCUAUCAGGUCAGCUAUUGAUCGGAGUAAUGGGGCUUUGUCUCCUCCCAGAGCUUUCCAUAUGUUCUGUAUUUGGCAUAUUGAGUCGAAUUUCUUGAGGAAGUUCAAGGCACCGUACUUGCAGAAGCUCAUCGUCAAUAUCGGGUAUUCGAGGACGAUACGGGAGUACCAGAUGCGCUAUGAACGAUUAAAAGAACGGGGUGGGGCUUACACCAACUGGCUUGACCGCAUCCCACGUGAGCAGUAUGCUUUGGCAUUCGAUGGUGGAUACAGAUGGGGACAUAUGACCACCAAUCUUGUGGAGUGCAUCAACUCCGUGCUGAAGGGUGCACGCAAUCUCCCGGUCACUGCGCUUGUUAAGGCUACAUUUUACAGACUAAAUGAGUUGUUCACUAGGAAAAGAGCCGAGGCUGAGGCUCGAAUUAAUGCUGGACAUGUGUUCUCUGAGAUGGUCACCUCGAAGCUGCAUGCAAACCAGCGAGCAUCGGGAAACAUACAGGUGAACUGUUUUGACAGAGAACAUGAAGUCUUCGAAGUUCGCGAGAUGACUAAUGGGGUUAAGUAUGCAGUUGACCUAUGCCAACAGCGGUGCGACUGUGGUGAAUUCCAGCGGUUGGAUUGGCAAGUAUAUGUUCAUGACGUAUACAAGAUGGAUUCAGUUCGAAGAGUAUACAGGGUGAGGUUUAGACUACUGGAAAAUCCUACAACGUGGCCUGCUUAUCAUGGUCCACGAUUCGUUGGCAAUCCGUUCCUCAGACGGGUGGCCAAAGGUCGGCCUAAGAUGACCCGCUUCUUGAAUGAGAUGGACACCCGCAUGUUGCGUGGUCCUAGGAGAUGCAAGCAAUGCGGUGCCGAGGGCCACAGCCGGAGUAGAUGUCGUCAGCGAGGUGGUCCAAGUGCGGGGCACCCGGAGAGUAGAAGUGACUAUUGCUGCCUGACAUUCGCAGUUUAA